GUAAUCAAAAGAAGAUGGCUGCUCCCGUAAUGUGAGGGAUCUACAAUGGGGAGGGACCAAGGAAAACUCGGUUGAAAACGAGAUAACCUUGAAAGAAGUAAAACUGAUACACAGACUGGGAAAGAAGUUUGUUUAAAGGAGUCGGGUACUGAGUUGUUCCGGAGCCUAAGGGGCGGAGCCGACGCGUAGAGCAGCUUUGCGCAUGUGCAAUAGCUAGGCGGUUAGAUUUGAAUACCUCACCGAGGCAGUCGGGGCGUUGUGAGGUGAAGUUGGUGGGUGGCUGCGGGCUCUUUCUGAGGAGCGCGCGGACCCCAAAAAAGUCUGAGGAGCAUUUGUCAAGCAGUUGGACUGCGGUGGGUAAAGAGAAUGAUUCUUUCGUUCCAGGGUUCCGUGGCGGAGGCUUUAGGUUUUUUCUGGGCGCUCUGAAGGCCCGGCGGUCGGAGGUGGGGACGCUCCCUCCCUCUUCCUUGGCGGCCUCCCAAAGCGCUGGGCCGGGAGUAGAAGUUUCUGCCUGCUUGGGGGUCCUUUGCUCACCCGGGCUUGCACUUUGUGCGUCUUUCUCCUCCCUAGCACUUCUCCCUCCACACCUGGGCCCGUCGGGCCUGCUUGGAUUGCGGGUCCGCGGCGCCCCGCCUUGCCAUCUCUUCUGUCAGCGCUCCCGGACUCUUCCUCGCUCCCUGCGACUCCCGGCGAAAAAGAUUUUCUUCAAAAAAUGGAUGGGAUGUCUUCAGAAGCUAAUGAAGAAAAUGACAAUAUGGAAAGACCUCUUAGAAGAAGACAUUCCUCAAUUUUGAAACCCCCGAGGAGUCCUCUUCAGGAUCUCAGAGGUGGGAAUGAAACAGUUCCGGACUCUAAUGCUUUGAGAAAUAAGAAAAGCUCCCGUCGAGUCAGCUUUGCAGAUACUAUAAAAGUAUUCCAGACAGAGUCUCAUAUGAAAAUAGUAAAGUCAGAAAUUGCAGAAACAGAUGCAGGAGAAAAGGUUCUAUUUAUACAGAACAAGAAUCCAGAAGAUAACUACUGUGAGAUUACUGGAAUGAACACAUUGCUCUGUGCUCCCAUUCAGUCUCAGAUGCAACAGAGAGAGAUUUCAGUUGCAGAACACAGCCAUGAAAAGAAACAUGCACAUGACCGGACAGUCGUCUUUUCAGAUGAAAACCAGAUGGAUCUAACAACAAGUCACACUGUGAUGAUUACCAAAGGCCUUUUAGAUUGUACCAAAAGUGAAAAAUCCACUAAGAUAGAUACCACAUCAUUUCUGGCUAACUUAAAGCUCCAUACUAAGGAUUUAGGAAUGAAAAAGGAAUUAAAUUUUUCCAUGGAUCAAAGCACUUCUUCAGAAAAGAAAAUAAAUUUUAAUGACUUCAUAAAAAGAUUGAAAACAGGAAAAUCUAAUGCUUUAACAGGACCGGAUAAAGAAAAUUUUGAGAUAUCUGUUCAUCCCAAAGAAUCAAAUAGGGCCUCUUCUGUACAUCAAAUGCAUGUAUCUCUUAGGGUAGAUGAAAACAGCAAUAAUAUGACUAGAAUCUUUAGAGAACAAGAUGAUGAGAUGAAUUUCACCCAGUGUCAUACAGCCAAUAUUCAGACUUUGGUUCCCACAUCCAGUGAGACCAGCUUAAGGGAAUUUAAAGGUGAUAAUAUUACAAUUUAUGGCAAUGACUUUAUGGACUUGACAGUUAAUCACACUAUCCAGAAUUUGCCCUCAGCAGAUAAUUUAUCUAAUACAGAAAAUCAAACUCAGAAUGUCAUGAUGGAUAUUCCAACAGCUUAUGGAACUAAAGCUCCAGGAAAGAAGACAUUCUUAAAGAAUAAACUGAAUGCUGCUUUUCAAGACCCUUCUUUCAACCCUAAGGGUGAAAUACAUACUAUCAGAAGUCCUAUUACAGAGACAGAAACUCACAUAGUCACACAGACUUCUAACCAAGAUGCCAGAACAUUGGCCAUGAUCCCAGAAUCUAUAUGUGUGAGCCCAGCUACUCAAGAUCAUAAAACAUUUUUCUAUUCUAGCAGUAAUGAUGCUAUGGAACUAACCAAGGGUCUCUCAGGUAUGAGAGAAGAGAAGAAUUUACUGAAGAAUGAGAGUAAUUAUUCUAAAAUAUAUCCCAAUCCAGAUACCAUGUCUAUUGUCACAGAGAAAACUGUUUAUUUAGGAGAGGAUAGCAUGGACAUUACCAGGAGUCAUACAGUUGCAAUAGAUAAUCAGAUUUUUAAACAAGAUCAGACAAACAUACAUAGAGCAGACACACCAGUAUCUGAAAAAGAAAUGAUGCUCCAAAAUCUCAAAACCAUGUCAGAGGAUGAGGAAAUAAAUAUAAAUUGUAGCUCAGUUCCUCAUGAAUUUAAGGGAAGAUUACAGCAGAGCCUGGCAAAUUCUUUAUCCUUUUCAUUGACUGACAAAAAGACUGAAAUAUUCACAGAUGAAGAUAUGGAUUUGACUAGAAGCCACACAACUAACCUAGGAAGUCAAGUUCCUCUUGCAUCUUACAAUCUAACAUCUGAGAAUACCAGUAAAUUUCACUCUCAAAGCAAAAGCUCUUCAAAUGAAUGGGAAGAAAUGACCAAAAGUCAUAUGGAACCAUCCCAACAGCCAGACAAAAUAGCUAAAAACACCCCAAAUGACACCUGGGGCAAAGACAAAGAUCAAGUUUUCAAGAUUGCACCCUAUCUUGACAAAGAUUCUCGUCACUCAGCUGAUGCUAAUCAAGACACAGCAACAAGCCAUAUGGUAUACUCUGGUGGAAAUCUUGAGAAACAAGUAAUACUGGGAAAUAGUGGAAAUACAGUUUUAUGUCAGCAACCUUUAUUUCCUACCACAGAGUCAUUUUCUGUAUUAGAAGGACAGUCUACCAUGAAGAAUCAUAAUAUUGCUGUUAACAGUUACACAGUGAAAUCUGCACCAGGUCAGAAUUCUAAACUGCCUGAGCCACUAAGGAAAAGUUUAGGCAAUCCCACACUUGACUGUUCUCAUGACAAGACAAUUAUUUGUUCAGAGGAAGAACAAAAUAUGGAUCUAACCAAGAGUCAUACUGUUGUCAUUGGAUUUGGUCCUUCUGAGGUACAAGAAUUGGGUAAGACUGAUUUAGAAAAUACUAACAGCCAGCUGACAACAGUAAACAAACAGAUAGCUGUAAAAGUUGAAAAAUGUAGUAAAACUCCUGCAGAGAAAAUUGGAGUAUUUGUUUCUAAUGAUAACAUAGAUGUGUUGGAGGACAAAAGUAUACAGAAACUUGGAUUUCUGAAUGAAAAGCAAGAUGUCAAAAUUUGUGGAAGGAAAAGUGUUGGCAGACUAAAAGUUGAUGAGACUAUUGUAUUUUCAGAGGGUGAUGAGAAUGAUAUGGAUAUCACCAAGAGUUUUACAGUGGAAAUAAAUCAUAAACCUUUAUUAAAUGAACAAGAUUUUCAUUUGGUGCCUUUGGCAGGAACUUCUAAAACUGUUUUGUAUACGUGUGGGCAAGAUGACAUGGAGGUUACUAGAAGUCACACAACUGCUAUAGAAUGUAAAACUGUCUCACUGGACGAAAUCACUAGGCCUGUUGACAAAACUGUAAUGUUUGUAGAUAAUUACAGUGAACUGGAAAUGACAAAGUCCCACACUGUUUUCAUUGACUACCAAGCAAAGGAUAGGACUGUGUUUACAGACAGACCUGACUUUGAACUAUGCAAAAGAAAAAGCCCAGAAAAGCCAAGAGUGACAUUUCCUUCUGCAGAGGACAGUGUUUUCUUUCCAGAGAAUGGUGAAAGUGACCAUUCAGCAGCAAAAGUCAACAAGCUAACACCACUGACAGAAUGGCCUAACAUUGGUCCUAUAGAGAAAGCUGUAGGAUUUAUAGCUGGUGAUAACAUGGAAGUGCCUAAAUCAACCAUUUGGAAAAAUGACAAAGAUGUACCAAAGCCUGAACUUCUGAAUGAUACUAUAUCACGCAAAAGUCAGAGAAGGAAAAGCCUUAGUCUUAAAAAUGACAAAACUGCAUUUUUCAAAAAUGAUAAAAAUGGUAUGGAUAUCACCCAGAGUUGUACAGUGAAAAUAAGUAACAAAAGUGUCCUGGAAGAUAGAGAGGAUUCCUGUUUGGUGCCUUUGGCAGGAACUUCUAAAACUGUUUUGUAUACAUGUGGGCAGGAUGACAUGGAGAUGACUAGAAGUCACACAACUGCCUUAGAAUGUGAAACUGUCUCACCAGAUAAAAUAACUACUAGGUCUAUGGACAAAACUGUAAUGUUUGUAGAUAAUCACUGUGAUCUGGAAGUUACCAAAUCCCAUACUGUUUUCAUUGAUUGUCAAGCCACAGAGGAAAUUCUUCAAGAGUGCCCUAAAUUUGGAAUAGCUAAAGGAAAAACCUUGGGUAUUUCUUUUCAUAAUGAUGGUCACUCUAUUCAAGAACUCACUGAAAAACAAGCACUGGCUGUAGAAAACAAAAUUGUUUACUCUGAGCAAAAGCAUCAUGUGAUACCCUCUGUUCCUAUUAAUACAUUGUCUGGGGGUCAAAGUCAGUUAGAAAUUAUCAAAUUCAAUAGCACUGUGGAUGAACAGGCCAUGGGGAAAGUUGUAGACCAGGCCUAUACAUUGGAAAAAGCCAAAACUGAAAGCUGUCAGUUAAAUAGUACAGAUAGAAGAAACAUGGAUAUUACAAACAGUCAUGCAACUGCUAUGUGUGGAUCCAGUGAUAAUUAUUCCUGUUUACCAAAUGCUAUUUCCUAUUUUGACAGUUUGGGGGGGAGUGUCAUGUCCUCAGAUGAUAAAGAUGAGAAAGCCAGUAAUUGCCCAAUGCAAAACGAUCUUGUUUAUGCAAACAAUUUAGCCAAUGAAUAUUACUUGAAAUCUGAGGGACUGCCUCUCUCUGCUUCUUGUUCUUUGUUAGAGGAAGAAGUUACUCAAACCAUUACCAAAGGACACUUAGACUGUGCUAUAACAGUGCUCAAAGAUCAAGAUCUGAUUAAGGAGCCCCAAAAUGUGAUAGCUAAUCAAACUUUAAUAUAUAGUCAAGAUCUGGGGGAGGUAACUAAACCUAAUUCAAAGCGAGUAUCUUUUAAGCUCCCAAAGGAUCAAAUGGAGGGCUUUGUUGAUAAGGCAGAACAUAAUUUAAAGAUGACCUUUGUUGAUGAUGUCUGUGUGGCUUCUAAGCCUCAUCUCUCAACCCAGCUACCUCCAUUAUCUCAACAAGGACAAAUAAUUGUGAAUAAAGAUGAAACAGUAUUGUCUAACACUGGAAAUAAGGAUUUAAAUAUUGUUAUGGGAAAUUCUUCUGUACCCACAUGUGCAAAUGAGUCCAAAAUGCUCAAUAAUGCCCAACAGUAUACUAUAGCCUGUAAAAAAGAGCUGAGGAAAAAUAUUCAGGCAGCUAAAUACAAUACAGAUUUCCACAGUAACUCUGACUUGACUAAGCAAGUUAUUCACACUCAUGCUAAUUCUAGAGAAGCAUCAUCUCCUGAAAUUGCAUCUAAUACUGCAAGUUUUAGUAGUGUCAAAUCAGAUCUGAAUAAUUUGAAUGGAAAAACUGAAGAAUUUUUAGAUUUCCAAACUGCUCAUAUACCACCUUCUCCAGAACAAUUACUUGCAUUGGUAAAUAAGGCACACAAUCAUAUGAGUAUAGAGCAAGCUACAGAAAUACAUAAUAUUAACACAGUGUCCGGCAAUGUUGAAGAUGAUGGAGAUAAAGAAAAUAAAAUUUCUCAUAAUGGAACUGAAACUGUCUCUGUACCACUCACAGUUGUAAAAGAUAAAGUAAGGAGACGUUCUUUGGGAAUAUUUUUGCCCAGAUUGCCAAAUAAGAGAAAUUGUAGUGUCACUGGUAUUGAUGACCUGAAGCAGAUUCAAGGAGAUACAGCUGAUUUAAGUCACUUAGAAACUCAACCAGUCUUCAGUAAGGAAUCAAGCAUUGAGUUUGUUGCAACUAAGCUGAACUUAAGUCCAUCUCAAUAUAUAAAUGAGGAAAACCUUCCUAUAUACCCUGGUGAGAUUAAUUCCUCAGACUCUAUUAUCAUAGAAACUGAGGAAAAGUCUUUGAUUGAGACAUAUCAAAGAGAGAUUUCACCAUCUGAAAAUAAUGUAAGAGAAACCAGUAAUAGCCAAAAAAGAACCUGGACACAAGAAGAAGAUGAUAUUCAGAAUGAGACAAAAAUCAGAAAAAGUGAGAUUAGGUUUAGUGAUACUCCACAAGAUCAGGAGAUUUUUGAUCACCAUGCUGAAGGCGAUAUAGAUAAAAAUGCUAACAGUGUAUUAAUAAAGAGCCUAAGCAGGACACCAUGUAGUUGCAGCAGUUCUCUGGAUUCGAUCAAGGCCGAUGGGACUUCUCUGGACUUCAGCACACACCACAAUAGUCAAAUGGAAUCACAGUUCCUCAGAGACACUAUUUGUGAAGAGAGCUUGAAGGAGAAACUCAAAGAUGGGAAAAUUACAAUAAAGGAGUUCUUUAUACUUCUUCAGGUCCACAUUUUGAUACAGAAACCCCGACAGAGCAAUCUCCCAACCAGAUUUACUGUAAACACACCACCUACUCCAGAAGACGUGAUGUUAAGUCAAUAUGUUUACCGACCCAAGAUACAGAUUUAUAGAGAAGAUUGUGAGGCUCUUCGCCAAAAGAUUGAAGAAUUAAAGCUAUCUGCACUGAACCAGGAUAAACUGUUGACUGAUGUAAAUAGGAACCUGUGGGAAAAAAUGAGACACUGCUCUGAUGAGGAGCUGAAGGCCUUUGGAAUUUACCUGAACAAAAUAAAGUCACGUUUUACCAAGAUGACUAAAGUCUUCACUCACCAAGGAAAAGUGGCUCUCUACAGCAAGCUGGUACAGUCAGCUCAGAAUGAGAGGGAGAGACUUCAGACAAGGAUAGAUGAAAUGAACAACAUACUUAAGAAGAUUGAGAAAUGUCUCACUGAGGUGGAAAUAGAAACUAAGAAUUUGGAGGAUGAAGAGAAAGACAAUCCUAUGGAAGAAUGGAAUUCAGAAAUGAGAGCUGCAGAGAAAGAACUGGAACAGUUGAAAACUGAAGAAGAAGAGCUCCAAAGAAAUCUCUUAGAACUGGAAGUACAGAAAGAGCAGACCCUUGCUCAAAUAGACUUCGUGCAAAAACAAACAAAUAGAACUGAAGAGCUACUGGAUCAGUUGAGCGUGUCUGAGUGGGAAGUCAUCGAGUGGAGUGAUGAUCAAGCUGUGUUCACCUUUCUUUAUGACACAAUAGAACUUACCAUCACCUUUGGAGAGCCAGCAGUUGGUCUCCCUUUCCUGGACAAGGCUUUCAGGAAGAUUGUUGACCUGAAUUUUCAGUCUCUGUUAGAUGAGGACAAAGCUCCUCCUUCCUCCCUUUUAGUUCAUAAGCUUAUCUUCCAGUACAUUGAGGAACAAGAAUCCUGGAAGAAGAAAUGUAAAACACAGCAUGAGGUUCCCAAGAUGCUUCAAGAAAUUUCACUUGUAGUGAGCCAUUGUAGACUCCUUGGAGAAGAAAUUGAGUUUUUAAAGAGAUGGGGACCAAAUUAUAACCUAAUGAACAUAGAUGUGACUAAUACCGAAUUGAGGCUUUUAUUCUCCAGCUCUGCAGCAUUUGCAAAGUUUGAGAUAACUUUACCUCUCUCAGUUCAUUUUCCAACUGUACGCUUACCUUUUUCCAUUCAAAAUCACAUUGGAAACAUUGGCCAAGAUGAAAUCACUGCAAUUCUAUCUAAAGUGCCACUGGAGGACAACUACCUAAAGAAUGUAGUCAAGCAAAUUUACCAAGAUCUACUUCAGGACUGCCAUUUCUACCACUAGACCUAUGGACUACAGCUAUAAUAACCAAGCAUAGCGCACAUCAUAAUGAUAUUACAUCGGAGUAUCCAUUGCUAUUUAAUCUUUGUCUUUAGGUCAUAGAAAGAAGCCUCAUAAAAUUCCUCCUGAUGAUGUUA
Leopardus geoffroyi (Geoffroy's cat) is the source of this 7869-nucleotide messenger RNA. It is a transcript of the gene KNL1, whose product is annotated as kinetochore scaffold 1. Bases 713 to 7735 code for a protein of 2340 amino acids. The record is from RefSeq and is a predicted model, not a curated record. Gene Ontology annotation, biological process: protein localization to kinetochore; cell division; attachment of spindle microtubules to kinetochore. The transcript is spliced from 26 exons. Gene Ontology annotation, cellular component: nucleus. NCBI's taxonomy places the organism in Eukaryota, Metazoa, Chordata, Mammalia, Carnivora, Felidae.